This is a messenger RNA of Pimephales promelas (fathead minnow), 2881 nucleotides long. It is a transcript of the gene gabrg1, whose product is annotated as gamma-aminobutyric acid type A receptor subunit gamma1. Gene Ontology annotation, cellular component: membrane. The record is from RefSeq and is a predicted model, not a curated record. Gene Ontology annotation, biological process: gamma-aminobutyric acid signaling pathway; chloride transport; monoatomic ion transmembrane transport. NCBI's taxonomy places the organism in Eukaryota, Metazoa, Chordata, Actinopteri, Cypriniformes, Leuciscidae. Gene Ontology annotation, molecular function: GABA-A receptor activity; extracellular ligand-gated monoatomic ion channel activity.
CUCAUAAAUCACCGCUUGAUGUGAAUUCUCUGAGGUAGAGCAGUCAGCUCUUUUCCUACAGGCAGUUUCUAAUAAUUCCCGGAACACUGAGAGCGUCUCGCUCAGCAGAACGAUGGAAGAACGCAGCGGUGCCGCAAUCAGCGAAAUCCCGCAUUCACCAUUCACAUCCACACCGCGUCUGCUGCCUGCUGCCUGACAGAGACCAGGCUCCAGCUCUAUGCUGUUGACUAGACAACAGCAGACAGCAUACGUUGACUAUCAAUUAUCGUUUUACUAAUCGCUUGAAUUUCUCAAAGCUUUGAUCGCUCUAAUUCAUUUCGGAGAUUGUUUGGUAACAAACCGAGCGUUCGCACGAUGGUUCUGCUGCAUCGACGCCGGAGAAAAGAAUCACUGGUUUGGCUGUUACCGGGUCUGCUUGGAGUCUGCAUGGCAUUUGGCCCAAGCAAAGCAGAGGAGGAAGAUUAUGAGGAUGUUCCCAUCAAUAAAACAUGGGUUUUAUCACCAAAAGUCUACGAGAGCGACGUCACCCUUAUCCUAAACAAAUUACUGCAAGGUUAUGACAACAAACUGAGACCAGAUAUCGGAGUGAGACCGACUGUGAUUGAGGCGGCAGUGUACGUGAACAGCAUAGGCCCGGUAGAUCCCAUCAAUAUGGAGUACACCAUCGACAUCUUCUUUGCUCAGACAUGGUACGACAGCAGACUCAAAUUUAACAGCUCAAUGAAAGUCCUCAUGCUCAACAGCAACAUGGUGGGAAAAAUCUGGAUCCCCGACACGUUUUUCCGCAACUCACGUAAAUCUGACGCCCACUGGAUCACGACACCGAAUCGCCUUCUUCGGCUCUGGAGCAAUGGAAGAGUGAUGUAUACUCUAAGGUUGACAAUUAAUGCGGAAUGCUACCUUAAGCUGCAUAACUUUCCCAUGGAUGAACAUUCGUGCCCUCUGGAGUUUUCAAGCUAUGGGUAUCCAAAGAAUGAGAUCCAGUAUAGAUGGCAGCGUCGUUCAGUUGAAGUUGCGGACCAGCGCUUCUGGAGGCUUUACCAAUUUGCCUUUGUGGGCCUACGGAACACUUCUGAUGUUGCAAACACUCAGUCUGGAGAAUACGUGAUUAUGACUAUUUUCUUUGACCUGAGCCGGAGAAUGGGUUAUUUCACCAUCCAGACAUACAUCCCCUGCAGUAUGAUUGUGGUUUUAUCCUGGGUCUCUUUCUGGAUUAACAAGGAUGCUGUACCUGCCAGAACAUCUUUAGGUAUCACAACUGUGCUUACCAUGACAACCCUAAGCACCAUAUCGAGGAAGUCCCUGCCGAAGGUGUCGUACGUGACAGCCAUGGAUCUAUUUGUGUCUGUCUGCUUCAUCUUCACCUUUGCUGCUCUUAUGGAAUAUGGGACUCUACAUUAUUUCACAAGCAAUCGACCGAAAAAGAAGACCAAAUCAAGCCAUGCACAGAAUCCCAGCACGGUUGACAUCAGACCAGGGACAUCUUUGAUGCAGAUGAACAACAUUGCUCCCUACCUCGACGACGAUGAUUAUGCGUAUGAAUGUCUGGACGGGAAAGACUGCGCCAGUUUCUUCUGCUGCUUUGAUGAUUGUCGCUCCGGAGCUUGGCGUGAGAACAGAAUGCAUGUCCAUGUCUCCAAAAUCGACUCCUACUCCCGAAUAUUCUUCCCAACCGCCUUUGGCCUCUUCAAUCUUGUCUACUGGAUUGGAUAUCUGUAUCUUUAGAGAUGCUGGGCAAGUUGGAGAGGGACUCUAGUUCUAGUAAUAUUUGCAAAUCAUCUGUAAAUCUCCAUCUGCUAAAGCUGGCGGCAUAAAUCUUUGAGAAAAGGGGACAUGUGAGGCUUGAGUUGGAUGUAUUAAUACUUCAAGUAUUUUUAGUUGUAUGAGAUCUGAAUCUUAGAAGGACGUGAUUCUGCAUUGAUGCCAACUGAAUAUUAUCAGCGAUCUCAGUUUUUGAGAAGGAAAUGUUAAGAGUUUCACCAGCUACACAGGCCAUAUCAAACAAAUCUCAUGUAUAUUGCCUAGUUUAAAAUGAUCUCUUGAAUAUCCGCCAGAAUACCUGCAGCUUUUUUGAACUGCAGUAUUAGCAUCACUAAUGCAACUAUAUGUUAACUUCAGGUUAUUAACUCUCUGGCUGAAGCAUAAUAUUAUUAUUUGCAAUGAACAGUAGAUAUGAUAUAUUAGGUGCUUCGGAUACUAAUUUAUAGCUAACUACUUGUCAGAAAACUAAUAUUUACAUGUGUUAAUAUCUUUGUUUUUAAUUUAAAGUAGCAGCAUUUCUGUGUGAAUUACCUGCAUCUUGCUGAGUACUAAUCAAACCAAAGCAUAGAUAUCUGAAGGUUACGUGAAUAGAAUUUUUAUUUUGCUCAAGAAUAACCCAGAAGCCAUUUACCAGGAAUUAGCCUAAUAAUACUGUGAAAUGUUCUUGUCUUAAACUAACAAGUUGUCUCUGGAAUAGAUGACACAAAGAAAUGCCAACGUGCUCAAGAUUUCUUAAGGUUCAUGUGUAUUUUUAUAUAUCGAACGAAAGGAACAGAGCAGCCUUUACAAUGCACAAAUGUUCAGUGUCCUUUAGUAAAAAUUAGAGUUCAUCACUCUCUUGCGCAUUCAAGACAUCUCCUUGCGAACGGCUAGAUUUCUAUGAGCGUAAUUGCAUGACUCAUCUGAGCUCCUACGGCUAAUCAACCCACAUUUGGAAAACUGUCUGAUGGACUUUCUUCAGCAGAAGAGCUUUAGACAGACCCAUCACACACAGAGUAUCAAAAUGAAAACAUUUGAAAACGUACAGUCUUCAUAACACAAACCAUGGAUGCCUUCUCUAUUGGUAAUAGUCUAAAACGGGCAUAUUUGUCUUAAAUUAGGUUUAAUCUGAUCUCAGAGU